Messenger RNA from Mizuhopecten yessoensis (Yesso scallop), 7532 nucleotides. RefSeq lists its product as uncharacterized. The transcript is spliced from 4 exons. Bases 335 to 931 code for a protein of 198 amino acids. The record is from RefSeq and is a predicted model, not a curated record. NCBI's taxonomy places the organism in Eukaryota, Metazoa, Mollusca, Bivalvia, Pectinida, Pectinidae.
GAGUGUGUGUAUAUGGCGACGUGCGAUUUAGUUUCGUAUGUGUACGUAUAUAUACAUACAUAACUACGUAGGACAAGGUGUUUCUCUUUCACUUGCUGUUGUAUGUAUAGUAAACAUAAAAGUAGAAGAAGAAAAAUGUGCAUUGAGUCAAGCGUGACUUUAAAAUACCCGACUGUACACUAGCGGUAACAGAGCGUAACGCCACUACAUUGUGAACUUACCCGUAAACACGACUAGGUUACGCAAGUUGGACGGAACAGGGAAGUAAUCUAAGUCCGUGGUGUUAUGUGAAAUAGACUGAGUGAAAUUACACAAACCAACUGUCGUGUUCAAAAUGGACAUACCAACAGCAGUAGUACUCCUGCAAGGUUUGGUAACUUGUUCCUUAACUUCCGCUUAUUCGUCGACUUAUUGCGAGAGGCAGGAUGGAACUGAGCUACACGUGUACUGUAACUAUGGUUGCUGUGGUAACCUUUCCUUGGCAAUGCCGUGCUGCGGGGAAAACGAAGACAGUUCAUCCUCUAUGCCUCCGUUCAGCGUAUUCUUCUAUGCCCUCACUAUCUUCAUCCUGUUUCUCCUGAUCGUGUGUUGUGUGGGCAGAGUGGCUCGGUUGAAGAAUCGACAGCCAUCUACAACAAUGCCAGGAAGACGCCUCUCCGAUCGACAUAGCUCACAGAGAGUCCCGUCAGACCUCCGACGUACAUUAGUGAUAGCUACCAUAGAAAAUUUGAUAAGAAUUGGUCGGCAGUCAAGUGCGUCCAAUCAGAAUAUGGAGGAACCAAACCAUCCAAUCACAGACGUUCCUUUAUCCCCACCGUCUUACGAUGAUGCCAUUAAAACCCCGCCCCCAGAACUUCCACCACCAUAUUCAGAAGUUGUCAAUGAAAAUGCCAUUAUUACCCCAUCUAUUAGUGAUCAAAGAUACAUAUAGUUGUGUUUCUGAAACGUCUGUCAUGUUUGUAUCACCAGUAUCAUUGACGUGAGGAUAUAUUCAAUUCAGUUGGAUAACCACAUGACAUCACGCUGGAAUAUAUAUGUGAUCUUUUACUCUGCAUCGGUUGUUAACAGUGAUUUUAACAACUUUUUUGUUUGACGAGACCAUUAUCAUGUAGCAGUUAUCCAUCUUACGGUGUGGCCAUAGCAUCAUACGACCCUUUCCUCAUUUCAGCAUCAUAACUACCUACACAAAUAUCUUGACCACUUCCGCAAACAUCUUGACCACUUCCACAAACAUCUUGACCACUUCCACAAACAUCUUGACCACUUCCACAUUUUGAUUACUUCACCAACAUCAUAACUACUUUCUUUAACAUCAUGACCACUCCCUCAAACACUCCCCAAUGUCAUUACCAAUGAAUUCCCCAUCUUCACAAACACUCCCCCAAUGUCACAACCACUCCCUAAACACUAUAUUACUCCUGAAACAUCAUAACCACCAUCCCACACAUCCCAAUCCCUGAUAUCAUAAUCAUUCCCGAACAUCCUAACCACUCUCACAACAUCAUAACUACUAUACCAACAUCUUAUCCGCUCCCCCAUAUCAUAGGCACUCCCUAAAUAUCAUUGCCACUUCACCAAUACCAUAACCAAUCCCCAGCAUCAUUGCAACUUCCCCAAAAUCACAAUCAAUUCCCAACAUCAUAACCACUCCCCCAAUAUCACAACCACUCGCUCAAUAUCACAACCAACAUCAUUACCCCUCCCCCAAUAUCACAACCACUCGCUCAAUAUCACAACCAACAUCAUAACCACUCGCUCAAUAUCACAACUACUCGCUCAAUAUCACAACCAACAUCAUAACCACUCCCCCAAUAUCACAACCACUCGCUCAAUAUCACAACCAACAUCAUAACCACUCGCUCAAUAUCACAACUACUCGCUCAAUAUCACAACCAACAUCAUAACCACUCCCCCAAUAUCACAACCACUCGCUCAAUAUCACAACCAACAUCAUAACCACUCGCUCAAUAUCACAACUACUCGCUCAAUAUCACAACCAACAUCAUAACCACUCCCCCAAUAUCACAACCACUCGCUCAAUAUCACAACCAACAUCAUAACCACUCGCUAUCACAACCAACAUCAUAACCACUCUCUCAAUAUCACAACCACUCGCUCAAUAUCACAACCAACAUCAUAACCACUCGCACAAUAUCACAACCAACAUCAUAACCACUAGCUCAAUAUCACAACCACUCGCUCAAUAUCACAAACGCUUCCCCGAUUUUAUAACCGCGCCCCAAUUUCGCAUUCAAUUCCAGAAUAUUAUAACCACACCCCAAUAUAAAAUAAACUCCCUUAUGUCUAAAACCACUCACCAAACAUCAAAACCACCCUACCAAAAUCACAAUAAUUUCCCUAAUAUCAUCACCUAUUCCCAAAUAUUAUAUUAUUCCGAACACUUCACAACCAUUCAUCAACCAACAUCCUAAUCACUCCUCCGAUAUCAUAACCACUCCCCAGACAUCGUAACCCCUCCCUCCAAAAACAUUAAAAUCACUCCCUAAACAUCAUAACAACUCCCUAAACAUCAUAACAACUCCCUAAACAUCAUAACCACUCCCUCAAUAUCAUAACCACUCCGGGGAUCCUUGGACCAUUAUAGAUGCUGGCAAUGUUCUACGCCACAUAUCAUCUUCCCUUCAACAUUACGAUUCCUCCCUCAACGAUGAUUACACGUGAGCUCAUCCUUAACAUAUUAUCGCGCAUACGUUUAAGGUGCACCUUCCUGUGAUAUAUCUCCCUUUUUCCAAGGGUCACUCUCCCUAACGUCAAUAUUAACACUAUUCCAUUUGAAAUUGCACUGUACUGAUUAAGUACAGUUACAGUACAGAUAUACUAUCGCCACAUAUCCAACUGGCUUUUCAUUAAGCUAUGUGAUGAUCAGUUACGUUAUUUAUCGUUACGCAUUAUAGCUUAAGACUUACUUUGACUUAUAUUGAAUAUGACUAUGUUUUGUUAUGCAAAUAUUUUUUUAUAUAUGUAUAUGUAUAUAUUGUUUAUAUUAUCUAUGCUAUUUUGGUGCUAUAACAAUCAAAAGGAACACACCUUUCUUUGUUUUGGAUGCAAAACUCAUAUCUGACAUCGAAUGAUGAAUCAUGCUUGUUAAUACACGAUGUACGGUUUUCUUAAUUUUACACACACGUUUCACUAUGCAAUAUGAAUUCUGUUUGCUAUUAACAUAUUUUUUAAAUUUGAACUUUUUCAAUGUCUGUAUAUCUGAUCUGAACAAGCUUGGUUAACAAACUUUUGUACAUAAAAUAUGGCUGCAUGUUCUGUCCUGUAUUCGCUGUAACGUGAAAAACGGACCCCUGUAAAAAACACUACCUGUUAAAAUCUGAACUGGCCCGGAAUAUGGUUAAGUCAACGUAGAGUUUGGACUCCGGAUAGUUUUUUUAUGAGGUGACUUUUUCACGUCGAUGUUCGUCUUCUAUAGUUCAUUCGUUCGAUCUCAUAUAAUGUUAUAUCCCAUGAUGCACUUGUGUACUGUUCAUCGUCAUGAAAUUAUAUUCCAUGGUUCAUUGACUGUAAUGACUGGAAAGCAAUACAGCCAACCCUGAGCGAGAUCUUUCUCCAUAAACAUGCAGUGCCAUGUUAAGAUGGCGGGUAACGUAGAACUGCUGGGAUAUUGGGACGCGUGAUUUGUGUCAGUCCUAUAUAAACAGGGCCCUGAAAUAAUGCUACAGAUAGUGUUUAUCUCGGUUUGUUGAAAUGUCGCUUGUCUCUGUGAAUGUCAAUUAUAUAUAGGGAACAUUUUAUAAUGAACAGUAAUUCAGAAAUUCCUUCCGGAAGUCGCCUCUGUUCUCAUAAACAACGAAUAUGCAAAUCUGUCUACCCACUAUUGUUGGAUGACGAGAUGGGUGAUGUGCCACCUAGAUGUUCAGGGUAAACAAGGACAGGUUCGUGCUUGGGGUAAGUCCGACCAUCCCUGAUAUAUUUUGGCAUUGAGCACAUUUUUACCAUUUUGUGGAUCUUAGCAGUUUAUUCGACUUAGCGGGACAUUUACAUGAUAAAAGGUACAGAAAAUGCCAUUAAAAAAUACUAAAAGUGAGAUGGUUACUUUUGCGAGGAUAGAGGAAAAUUAUAAACCGAAUUGUUACUUAUUUAAGUGACAGUGGCGAGAAAAUAUGACAUUGCAUGCUUAAUGACGUCAUACUUAUUCUGACUAUAACGUGAACCGAACUUACCCCAGAUUGCCUGUCCGAACCUUCCCCAUGACGAGGUAUGUAAGGCAAUCCAAUAUCAUUGCAGAAAAAAGUGAAAUAAUUCUUCUUUAAAUACAGACAUUUUUGCCCAUUUGUUGUUAUUUUAUUAAAGGCAUGUACAUUCUUUUCCAAAUGGUUAUUAUUUUCACAUAACUUUCAACAAACGCCGUCCUGUCCAUGACGACUUCAAUAAAAAUGAACAUAAUCUGCCGCGGUUUCCUCUUCAAUGCCUGCGCAUAUGGGAUACUUACUUACAAUAACAAAAGGAUUUGAAUAUGAUGCACACAUUCUCGUUCGGAUCGUCCGUAAAACGAUAGUCUGUACUUAUGACUAUCUAAAACCAACAUGGAAGGUCGACCAUACGUUGUUUAUAUUGCGUACCUGAACAGUACUCGUUGAUCGUUCGUGUCGUUUGUCAUUAAUGUCUGUUGUCUCCUCUUUUCCUCAUUAUAACUUUUCUUAACUACCUCCUCGCCUACUUGUCUAAAGAUUACGAAACAUUAAGACUGAAUGCUCUGUUGUACUUAAAUAUACUCAAAAUAUGGACUAAUAUAAUUUAGACAGCGUCCACGAGAAUAUUUUAUCGACCGUUAAAAUAAAGACUUCCGCUUAACGUUGUUUCAUAUUCUUGUUGCCUAUUUUCAUACAAGAACAUCGUACAUUUUCUGUACAAUAUGUACUAUUUCCUUGACUGUUCGAGAAGUCCUUUUUAGUAUUAUCACGCAUUAUAAAUUUAAAGAAACGCCUACAGUGAGACCAUUAUUCUGACGACGUGGGCUGAGAAUUGACUGUUUUUUCUUUAGAAGUUCUAAAGUUAUAAAAACCUGAUACACGGUAGUGUUAUUCCAGGGGUCACCUUGCCGGUUGUCCAACCAUAAAGACAGUGUUUUCGUGCACAGCUUAAGCAUUUCCUUCACAAAUCUAACCCGUUACUCCAGUCGUCGCGAUAGCUCUGAGUGAUCGAGGCUUCACUGUACGAGAUUAAUAGAACUCCCUAAUGUGUUUACAGAUACCAAUCGUCUUGCAUUCAAGUGCUGUAGCAUUAUAGCGUUAUACGUUUGCUGCCAUAUUCUGUGGAUUUGAUAUACUUAAACGCAAAUUGAAAAAUUGCUUUUGUAGAAACCAUAUUUUAUGUACAUAAUAUAUAUUUCAGAUGAAAAACCCAAAUAGAAAAAUGUUUAUGUAGAAUCCAUAUAUUAUGUAAAAAAAAAUCAAAUGAAAAACGCAAAUUGAAAAAUGCUUAUGAAGAAACCAUAUUUUAUGUAAUAUUUUUCUGAUGGAAAACGUAAAUCGAAACCUUUUUAUGUCGAAACUAUAAAUAAUGUGCAUUUUUUCCAGAUGAAAAACGCAAAUUGAAAAUAUUAAUGUCGAGAUCAUAUAUUAUGUAUAUAUUUUGCAAAUGAAAACCGCUAAAGACCUUACUCAUAAUGUGAAAUAUUUUGUUUAAGAUUGAAUAAUCAUGUAUAUACUUGUAUAUGUUAAUAUGUAUUAAUAAUGAACUACCCAUGAGUUAUAUCCAUAGUGGUUUACCUUAGUCUUUCAUAAGUGGAACUUUCAUUAUUUAUUGUAUCCUAUAAAAACUAGAGAAUCAAUAAGUAACUCGAGAAAUGUCAUGACGCCAUGUUCAUCGACACUUUCUAAAUAAAUUGUGUGAGCUUUGGUUCAUUUGAGUCCAGUUGUGUAAAACUUGAUUGGCUAAACGUGUCAUGAUUUCAGUAUCCCAGUACCACUGCCAAAAAUAUAACUAUACAUUGGAAACUUCUCUUUUUCUACAUGGCUAUAACUUGAAAAAUAAUCUCUGAAAGGAAAACUAAUAGUACUUUGCAGGAUGUUUAUGAAAACUUUCAACGAAGACGAUUGUAAGCAAUAAGAUGUAUCAUGCAAUGGGGCAAGGCAGGAUUCGAACCCUAGCUCUCUUACCCAUUAAGCUACCUGGUCAAUGGAAAUAUCCUUGACCAGUUGCGCUACAGUUAACCAAGCGAAACUAUUUGGAGGAAACUAGGUACAAAUAUUUUAGAGCUUAAUUAUCUCGUGAUUUGCCUGCAGUUAUUUUUGAGAAGUGUUUGAAAAUUUGCAUUUUUUUUUUUUUUUUUCUGUCUUGAGGUGAUGAUUUUAAUAUCUGUAGAUGCAAUUUGUUUCAUUGAUUAAAAUUUUGGAUUGAGUUGUCGUGAAUGUAAUCAGGUUUUAGACAUUGCAGUUAUGCAUGUUGUCAGCCCUUUGGUGUUGGGUUUGCAAUUUUGAGUUUGGGCCUAGCAAACAUAAUGUUAACAUGGGCAUAGCAAACAUAAUUUAAACAGAUGCCUUUUACGUAUUACGUGGAUUUUUUGAUUUUUGUAUGAAAACACAUGUAUUAUCUACUCCCACCAAAAUGAGUUCUGAAUUAUAAAUUUUGUUAUUGUUGAUGUUAAAGGAAAACACUUAACAUACUACCAAGUUAUGUUUACCAGACUUCACCACAAUGCACCGCGUUCUGAUGAUGCAUCCUCGAAUUCCACAUUCACUCACCUUUUUUAAUCCUCAAUACUCCAGGAGUUACGCUCACUUACGUUCUCUGCGCCCUUGGGAUAUGUCGUAAAAAAUCAUAGGCUCAGUGUGCGCCACCUUGCGGAUGAUACAAGAAGGCGAGUUUGAUCUUUUGAUGUACAUCAAAAGAAGCCCGCGGUAGCGUAACGAUAAAAUCGACUGGUUUUGAAGUCGGGUAUCGCUCCUCGUUGACCUUCAAAAGAUAUGUUCAUCUAAGCGAUUGGCCAGAUUGUUUUCACCUUCAUUUUGCUAUGACAUAUUCCAGGGGCAGAGAGCGUAACCCCUGGAGUAUCGAGAAUGCCGUUCUUUGCACCCCUGGAAUAUGUCAUUCAAAAGUUGGAGGCUCGGUGUGUACCACCUUGUGGAUGACACAGGAAGGCUGGGCUAGUUCUUUGUUGAAUGCAAGUUUUGCAAUGACAUUGACCCACUUUGAAGUCGGAUGUUGCUCCUCUUUGAUUUUUAAAGGACAGCUAUCGACCUAGCGAUUGGUCAGUGUGUUUUUUUUUUUUUACCUCAGACCAAUCACAUAGCUAGCCACAUGCCUUUACUUUUGCUAUGACAUAUUCCAGAUUGUAGAGAGCGUAAGUGAGCGUAACCUCGGAGUAUCGAGGAUGUGAUAAUCCGACACUGUGUUUGUCAUUGUAUAGAAAGCCAGAAGAGUGUUAUUAUCAAUAUUAGAUUAUUGUAAAAAUGCCAACCAACGUUUAGUAAUUAACAUUUCAGUAAUAUUGAUUUAGGAACAUAAUGGCAUAUUCAUACAUGUAUGCUCAUAAUAUAUAUGCAAAAUAAAUAUGUUAUAAUUUA